CGCGUUUUCCAUGUCCUCAUCCCCCAAAAACAAUGUCGUCGGAACACUUGUUGUCGUGGUCCUCGAGGCCAUGCACCUCACGAACAAGAAAGCUAUUGGCAAGCAAACCCCCUACUGCGUCGUGAGCUUCAACGGCGAGAAGCAGCGCACUCGAGCUAUCAACCGCGCUGGGCAACGCGCGCACUGGGAUCAAGAGCUCCGCUUCACCCUCUACGAGUCCGAAGGCUCGAGCAGCCUCGGCCCCCAAUCCUCAGACACCCCACCCGAACUCCCACCCAAGCAAGAGGACGGCCCGCCGAAAAUCAAGGGCGGCUUCAAGAUGCAGGUCGCCUGCUUUGCCGAGGGCCUCAAAGAGCCGGACCUCAUCGGCCAGACGACCGUCGACCUCACGCGUGUGUUGACCAAGGGCGAGCAUGAUGACUGGUUCGAUUUGUCGCACAAGGAUAGGUUUGCGGGGCAAGUGUCGCUGCAGAUGACAUUCUGGUCGAAUUUGAAGCCCCCUCCGAAGAAAACCAAGAAGAAGGCGAGGAAGAGCGCUGCUUACGGUGGACCUGGCGUCUUCGUCGGCCCUGACGGUGGGGAGAGCUCAGACUCGAAACAAUCCCGGCGCAAGUCCACUGCGACUGAGUACGAGCUUUACACGGCACCCUAUGAGGAACCCCCUCCAGUUCCAUCCGUCGAGAAAUUGGCGGAAAAUAUGGGCUCCUUGCGCGUACAAACGAAUGGUACAGGACACCAGUCCUUCCCUUCGUAUGACUCCCCGUACCCUGCACCCAGCCCAGGGGGACCGGCGACGUUUCCUAGCACGCCAACAUAUCAGCCGCCGCUCAACGCCUACCCUCCUCCGUCGGCGGACCCUUACGUCCAACAUGAGGCGGUGGUGCACUCGCGUCCUCUACCUACUCCAGGCUCUGCCGCGCCCCCGCCUUCAUGGGGUGCCUGGCCACCUCCUAGUGCGCCUCCGUCAGCGACCGUGCCGCCGCAGACAUGGCCGACAGGCGUCCCGUCGUACCCAGAUGGGCCGAAUGGGCAACCCGUGCCUCCGCCUAGGACUCGUGCGUUGUCCGUGGCGCCUCAACCCACACAGCGUCCUCGUAGUCGCGCGAUGUCUAUGGCGCCACAGCCAUCGGGUAUGGCCGCUGCUCAGCAUCCUCCAAUGCCUCCACCGCGCAGUCGUACGCUGUCCACAGCACCUAUGCCACCUAGCAGGUCAGGGUCCUUCCCACCGCCAGUGCCUCCUGUGCCGCCACUCCCGACCAUGACGCCUGGUCUCCCACCUUCGGCGACACCCAUGCCUCCACCGCGAAGUCGGACGCUCUCGACCGCGCUCAGCACCCUUGGGCCGGGUACGCUUGGUGGGCUCGGUGCAGCUGCGCUUAACGCACCACCCGUGCCACAAAUUCCCGCGCAGUACGCACAACAGUCAGUGCCCCCUGUCCCACCGAUACCUGCGCAAUUCGCGUCGUCGUCAUCGAGGCCGCUACCUCAGCCGCACCAAGCGCCGCCGCAACCUCAGCAACAACAGUCCCUUCACCAUCAUCACUCGAGCGAGUCCUAUUCUUCGCUCGCUGGUGUGCAACCCGGGGAAUACCUGCCGUCGAAUGGGUAUGCGCAAUACGAUGGACAGGGCUACGAUGCGCAGACGUACGACGGUCAGCAAAGCUACGAGGUUCAGCAACCCGGGUACGAGGCAUACGACGCGCAACAGCAGGCCUACGAUGCACAGCAACCUGUGUACGACUCGCCGCAGGAGGAGCCACUGCCAAAUCCUUUCGACCAGCAGUACAGCACGCCGGAUCCCCAACAGCAAUAUGGUGUGCCUGCUCCCGCGGUUCCGGACCCUCCACCCCGCCGACGCACGAACACGCUCCGUAUCGCACCCGGGCAGUCCAGCAUGCCCUACAUCCCGCACGAGUCCGAGCUCUUCCCGCCCACGCAACAGCGGGAACGCUCUCGCUCUCCAGGCGCGCACGGACGGUCGCAAUCCGUGCAAGCCCGCCCGCCCUCAGUGCAUCCUGCUCAACCGACGCAUGCGCGGUCGCCGUCGGUGCAAGCUGGGAGGCCGCCAUCAUCGAUGCAUACGCGGGCGCCGUCGGGCCAGGCGAGACCGCCCUCGUCUGCGGCGCAAGCGAGGGCGGUGUCGGGACAUGCGAGGACGACGUCUGGGCAUGCGAGACCGCCGUCCGCGGCUCAUGGGCGCUCGCCUUCGGGUCAUCUACCGCCGCCGUCGCCUGUGCCGCCGAUGCCCCAGCGCACGUCGCCCAUGCCUCAGGGGGCGUCGCCCGUCCCUCCGUUCGCGCAGCCGAUGAUGGCGAAUCAGUCGACGCAGUCCCUGGAUAUUCCGCGAGCGCGAAGGGCGUCGAAUGCCUCCUCGUCGUCCAGGCUGUCCUGGCAUAGCGGGUCGUACCAGGAUAGUGGGAUGGCGUAUUCCGAGAACGGUACCGUUUACCAUCAGGAUGGGGGCUCAUACCCGGAAAACGGUAUACCUUAUCAAGACUCGGGUAUGGGCUACGCAGACGGCGGGGCAUAUCAGGACUCGGGCAUGGGAUAUGCGGACGGCGGAGGCUAUCAGGACUACCAGGACACCGGCGGCUCCUACCAAGACGUCGCGUACCAGGAUACCGGCAACAGCAUGUACGCGAGCCAGGAGAUGGGCCAGCAGCCCUAUUACGACCAGUACGCCUCCGUGUCGAGUCACAAUAGCCUCGGCCAGUCGAGCCAACACAGCAGCGGGCAGUACUCUAUGGCGUCGAUGGCAUCGAAUCGCUCGGGGCAGAGCGUGAGGUCGAACCGGAGUGGAAUGUCGGCGAUGAGUGGGAUGUCUGGGAUGUCGGGGCAUAGUGGCAUGUCGGGGCACAGUGCGAUGUCAGGGAUGUCGGGGAGGAGCGCGCUGUCGGGGAUGUCUGGCCAUAGCGGGAUGUCCGGGAGGAGUGGGAUGACCAGCGCGAUGUCGAAUCACAGCGGGAUGUCCCACCAUAGUGGGAUGUCGGGGCAGUAUCCGGCGCAUGCUGUUCAGCGGCGUGACUACUGAGCCUCGAUGCCUGUACGGGUCCGUAGCGCAACGCUUACAUGAAGGCCGUCGAGGCUCAGAACAUCUGCGCUGCGCCUAACCAACUUCGAAAACUAUCUAUUUCUCUCCACGAUCACUUCACAACGGACUAUUCUAUCUCAUCCAGCAUAUAUACUUUAGAUGUCCAUCCGUGUAGUUGCUCGUCCUGUCCACAGUGCUUUCGAUAUGUUACGUGCAAUGCUAUACAUGUUUUCGCUGAAAUGCUCAGGGCAGUCAGGGAG
Schizophyllum commune H4-8 is the source of this 3291-nucleotide messenger RNA. RefSeq lists its product as uncharacterized. The record is from RefSeq and is a predicted model, not a curated record. Bases 11 to 3031 code for a protein of 1006 amino acids. The transcript has 5 exons. Lineage: Eukaryota; Fungi; Basidiomycota; Agaricomycetes; Agaricales; Schizophyllaceae.